Pochonia chlamydosporia 170 is the source of this 2106-nucleotide messenger RNA. Its product is annotated as fungal specific transcription factor domain-containing protein. Gene Ontology annotation, molecular function: DNA binding; zinc ion binding; DNA-binding transcription factor activity, RNA polymerase II-specific. The transcript is spliced from 3 exons. Lineage: Eukaryota; Fungi; Ascomycota; Sordariomycetes; Hypocreales; Clavicipitaceae. The coding region runs from base 1 to 2106 and encodes 701 amino acids. The record is from RefSeq and is a predicted model, not a curated record. Gene Ontology annotation, cellular component: nucleus. Gene Ontology annotation, biological process: regulation of DNA-templated transcription; DNA-templated transcription.
AUGCCAGAACCAAAACUAACCCCCUUCACAACCGUUUUCCGUGCCGACGAAACCCACCGGAUAAGGCGCAACCGCUCUGCCGUCUCAUGCACCGCCUGCCAACGGCGCAAGUCAAAAUGUGACCGUCAACAACCAUGCAGCGCCUGCGUCAAGCGCAACGACGUCGCCUCCUGUCAUUUUGAAAAGACGCCCACCAGCGGCAGCGGCAAUAAGAAGGAAUUACAGGCCAGAUUGUCCAAGCUAGAGCAGAUGGUCAAGGGAUUCGCAUCAGAUGCUCCUACAAAUCCAGCACAGAGCAGCCACAGUGGCAGUUAUGGCAUUUCUGAAGAAGGAGAUGAUCACAGAUCUUCUGAUCACACGGUUUUAAAGGGACUGAACACGGCGGACGGUGUUGAAUCUUCUUAUCAUGGGGCUACGUCUUGGGCGGCGCUUAUGAGUGGGAUCCGGGACAUCCAGACACUCCUUGCGGCAGAUGGAUCGUACGACGCGGAGGAUGAGUAUGUGGAGGAGUAUUCCGAGGAUCCAGACUUGUUGCUGGGAGGAAUUCCGUCCAUCACGAUUGAAGAAGUCAUCCAUAGUCUUCCGUCGCGGCAGGACGCAGAUAGGCUUAUAACAGCCUACUUCAACGCACGAUUCGUCGCCCUGCCGUACAUCCACGCCCACCAGUUCCGGCGACGCUACGAGGCAUUCUGGCAGAACCCGCAAUCCCUCGACUUCCUCUGGAUAAGCAUCCUCUUCUCCGUCUUUGCCUUUGGCUCGAGCGUCGUCCAAACAUCCUCGCCGACGACACUUCCCACCGUCGCCAGCGCCAAAUUCUACCUAUCCAAGUCGGCGCAAUGCCUCAUCGCGGGCCACUACCUCCGCGCAAAGCCAUACGCCGUCGAGGCCGUCAUCAUCCACGCUCACUGCCGCAACGUCCACAAGGUCGAUUCCGAUUCCACCCUGUGGUCGAUAUACGGCAUCGCCGUGCGCCUCGCCCAAAAGAGAGGAUACCACCGCGACCCGCGCGCCAUCGCCCUCCAGCUCAGUCCCUUUGAAGCCGAGAUGCGCCGCCGCGUCUGGUUCGUCAUCCAGUCGUCGGACGUGCUCUUCUCCUUUCAGCACGGAAUGCCGUCCAUCAUUGACGACGGCCUCUGCGACACCCUCCCGCCAUCCAACCUCACCGACGAGGACUUUGACGAAGAUUCCCUCGCUCUCCCUGCCCCUCGGCCACCCACGGAUCCCAUCCCCAUCCUCGCAUACGCCAACAAGGCUACUCUCGCCCGUAUCAUGCGCCGCGUCGUCCGCAAUGCCCUCUGCGUAGAGACCCAACCCUACUCUCAGGUCGUCACACUGCAAAAGGACCAUGAAAAGUGGUACGCCGCUCUGCCCCCGUGCCUCAAGAUUCGAACCAUUGCCGAAACUUCAUUCACCGACCAAAACUACACCAUCAUGCACCGUCUCAUGCUGGAAAUGAUGUAUCUCAAAAGUCUGUGUGUUCUACAUAGACCCUAUCUGAGCAAGCACAAAACGGACCCCAAAUACGACUCCUCCCGCCAAAUCUGCCGAGACUCCGCCGUCAAGAUCCUAAACCACCACGUGGAAUUCGACUUGGCGAUGCGACCUGGCGGCAGAAUGUACGACGAUAGACAUAUGGUCGCCAGCCUGACAUACCACCACUUUCUCAUGGCAGCCAUGGUUCUCUGCAUCGACCUGAGUGAGACGUCCGACUACAGCUUCGAAGACCGCUCCUCACGCAUCCAGCUCCUCCACUCCAUCCACUCCAUCUGGGCCGCCCGCGCAUCCGAGUCCAGAGACGCAAAAUACGCAUCCCAAGUCCUCCGCGCGGUCCUCAACAACGUCGACACCCCAUCCACCACCACCUCCUCCGGCGCUACACCCUCCACCUCCACCGAAACCUCCAGCGCAGCCAUAUCCGACGCGAACCCCGACUUCACGCUCCCCAUAUACGAUCCCAGCUUCUCCGCAAUGUCCAUGAACUUUGACGACUUCCCCCGCAUAGACACCCUCUUUGGCAACGGCACCGAAUCCGUAGACUGGCGCUCGCUAGACCAAUACCUCCGCAUGAACCACUCCCUCAUUGACCUCGACACCUGGGACGCCUAA